Pongo pygmaeus (Bornean orangutan) is the source of this 918-nucleotide messenger RNA. RefSeq lists its product as uncharacterized. Lineage: Eukaryota; Metazoa; Chordata; Mammalia; Primates; Hominidae. The transcript has a single exon. The record is from RefSeq and is a predicted model, not a curated record. Bases 41 to 499 code for a protein of 152 amino acids.
UAACCGUGAACAUCAGGUGGUUUCUCUUUGUUGCUUAUCGAUGACACAGCUUUCUUCCCGACAGUCCACAACUAAUUACAACCCAACUGCUUGCCUAAUGGCCCGUUCCUACCUCCAACUAAACAGUAGUAACGAAACGGGCGUUCUAGCAGCCCAAAGAGGAUCCUUGGAGACAGAGAGGGACGUCAGGGAGAGGGUCGCGGGGGUCUGGCUGCGCAGGGGAGAGGCUCGGGGCGACGAAGCGGGCUGGGCGGCUGGGGCCUGCUGGCCGCGUCCGUCGCCCCGAGCGGGGAGAUUUCGGCGGGCCUUGGGGCGCUUUGGAGACCAGCGCCAGACGGUGCCUCCGGCCCGGGUGCCGGGAGAGGCAGCGGUAGGGCCAGGCCCGCUGUAUCUCAAACGAACCGGGGAGGCGCUUAACAGCCACGGGCCGGCAGCCCGGGCCUCUCGGACACUGAGGAAAGGCUGGGGGCGCCCGGGGCCUGAAGGAGCAGGGCGCUGAGGGUCUGCUUGGCCCCUGUGGGGGAUCUGGCGGCGGAGUCGCAGCCGUCCCUGGGGCGCGGGGUAGUAGUGGCAGUUGUGCGAGCCGACAAGCGCCCGCGUCUCGGGGAGGGCGGGCCGGCGGCUGAGGUAUACAAGAGGAUGAAGGUAGGCCGGAAGGGUGUCCCGGCCGCCUCUCGAACCCCUGCCUCCUUCACCUGCCACGAACACCACGAAGACCGCGCCGCUCCUUUUGGCCGUCGCGAUGGCGGCCGGAAUGGCGCCCUGGAACCACAGCAUCGCUCCCUUCGGGCCCAGGCGCUCGCUCGGUGUGUAGUCUCCGCAGUCCCGAAGCCGGCUCCGCCCUCCGUCUUCGUCCUGCUCUGCGGCCCCCGCAACCUCGGCUGGUUCGGCCCCCACCACCGACUCCGCAGAAGCGCG